GCUCUCAGCUGUUUUCUGUUUUCUGCUCUGUUCUGUUUCUGUUUUUAAAAUUCGCUACAUUGGGCAUCGCAAACUUUAAUGUGUCCUGUUGUGCAAGUUUACAGUUGAUAAAAAUGGAAUCUGGUUCUUUUACGAGCGCUGGAAUCAUUAUUAGUCCUAGUACACAUCAGAAAAUCCGAUCUAGGAAUGCUGCUAUGCGGUUGAAACAUGGAGUGCCGCAAUUCAAAGAUGUACUGCGUAAGCGGUUUCUCAGCCGGAUAAAAGAGAGUAGAGGUCGACUGCUUGAUAAGUUUAGGGAUGUGGGUGCGACACACAACGAUACUGUGUUCAAAGCUAUUCAGCAAGAAGUUUCCAAUAUCUUGGACACUGAAGAUUUUGUAGAAAUGGAUGUAGAAGACGAAACUCGUUACAGGGAAGAGGUUGAAUCUGAAACAUUGCUUGAGCUAGAGAAUUGGCUUAUGCAACAGUAUGACCUCCUUAUGGCAGACGACAACACAUUGCAGCAGCUAUGGGAAGAGACACUUCGGGUUGUAUGUCCAGUGUGUUUAAAAGGUAAUUUAAUUUCAAAUGUUUUUGCAAACACCAUUCACUGUGAAAAUUGUCCCAUCACUCUGCCAGCACGAGCUUCUCUUUCUGAUAUAAGAGAUCGCAUCUACACCAUUGUAACUCAUCAUUCAGAGUCAGGCUGCUCGAGCCAAACUCUAUUUUUUCUCUCACAAGAAGAUUCAUCUUUAUAUGCUCACUGCAAUGUUUGUCCAUAUCUUGAUUUAGCUGUCUAAAAAAAAAAGAAACACUAGGCAAAUAAUGUAAGAUGAAGUUUUCAUGAAAAUCAGUAGUGUAACUAGACAAAUAAGUACUGUGAUAUAAGUAAUAUUAUAAAAUAUCCCAAAAGACUGAUAGAAGUUACUAUGUUUUGCAACCUUUUGAAACCACUGACAGCCCCUGUAAAUGUUGUAAGUUUUCAAUAUUUUCUUUUCUUCAUUGGUGAAAAAGAAAAAUGUUCCCAUAAAUUAUUUGUUGUUUUUCAAAGACUGAUACUUUGGUUUUAAUAAAUUUCUGGUCCUCUUUA
Frankliniella occidentalis (western flower thrips) is the source of this 1069-nucleotide messenger RNA. Its product is annotated as RPA-interacting protein A-like. The transcript is spliced from 4 exons. Gene Ontology annotation, biological process: protein import into nucleus. Gene Ontology annotation, cellular component: nucleus. Bases 114 to 779 code for a protein of 221 amino acids. Lineage: Eukaryota; Metazoa; Arthropoda; Insecta; Thysanoptera; Thripidae. The record is from RefSeq and is a predicted model, not a curated record.